AGCGCGCGUGCAGCACGCACACGUGUGCAAGGAGGAAGCACCCGCUGUGCAGUGUGUGGCAAUUGGACAUAACUCCUUCUCCGCUGGGAGAGGCAGAGAAGCAGGCGAGUCCUGGGCGCAAGUUGAGCACCACAAACGCAGGAGGGGCCCUGCUGGGAGAGAAGAAGGACGAGCAGCUAGGUGUGAGUACGGGAGAGGCAAGAAGACGCCGGGAUUGGCUUGCCCACCUCCUUUGUGCACAGCGCAGAACUACGGGAGAAUGAGGGAGUGGAGCUAGGCCUCCACACCCACACGGAGGACCCCCGCCCCCCCCGGCAGUGCUCCUCGCCCACCUCCCAGCCAUGUCCUUUGCCAUGCUGCGCUCGGCCCCCAGCCGCUUCCUCUACCCCGAGAUCAGCAUGCUCUCAGAGGACGAGGAGAACGGAAGCGAAAGCUCAGGCUCAGACGAGAAGCCCUACCACCUGGAUGCCGGCGGGGGGUACAGCCUCACAAGCAUCAAGCGCAGGAGCAAAAAGGCCAACCGGAUCAGCAGGGAGCCCCGGCAGCGCCACACGGCCAACGCGCGGGAGCGGGACCGCACCAACAGCGUCAACACGGCCUUCACCGCCCUGAGGACUCUCAUCCCCACCGAGCCGGCCGACAGGAAGCUCUCCAAGAUCGAGACGCUCCGCCUGGCCUCCAGCUACAUCUCCCACCUGGGCAAUGUCCUCCUGGUGGGGGAAGCAUGUGGAGACGGGCAGCCGUGCCACACCACCACGUCAGGCUUCUUCCACCACAGCAGCAGCAGCGGCAGCAGCCCACCCAUGAGGGAAAGCGAACAUGCCCAGCCCAAACAGAUCUGCACUUUCUGCCUGAGCAACCAGAGGAAGAUGAGUAAAGACCGAGACAGGAAGUCGGCGAUUCGGAGUUAAAUGAUUAUGGAUUCAGGAAGGAGGAGGAGACUAUGAGGGGAAAGAUAAAAAGCCACACACAAGCAAAAACAAAGACCCUAUCUUCCGGCCUUCGCCCUGCCCUGCCGCUGCCACCUGGAGCUCUGUGGUUCUACCCAGGAUGAACUGACGGCAGUCUGUCCCUGAGGACAGAGGCUGAGUGUCCUCUCGGUCUGGCUUUGCAGGCAAGAAAAGCAGGCUUUCAACUGCAAAGAAAAGCAGAACUCUGAAGGACUGUGCUCUGCAGUGCUGGGAGGCCAGCCAGCCAGGAGCCAUCGCAGCAACAGUGGUCCUCCACCCACCCCACCUCACCCCACUCCAUCCUGGGAGGAUGCACGCUAGAGAACAAUUCUCAUGGACCUGAAUCCUGCUGGGAGAGGAGGAAGCUGUCUCCCUUUGGGGAAGGCAAGGAGGCGGCUUGCAGCACAUCCCCUGGACUUGUGCCUUCCAUUCUACAGUGAUGUUCUCCGCCCUGUACUCAGAACCUUGGGUGGGGUUACAAUCAAUACAUGC
Rhineura floridana is the source of this 1442-nucleotide messenger RNA. It is a transcript of the gene SCX, whose product is annotated as scleraxis bHLH transcription factor. The coding region runs from base 342 to 911 and encodes 189 amino acids. Gene Ontology annotation, molecular function: protein dimerization activity; DNA-binding transcription factor activity, RNA polymerase II-specific; RNA polymerase II transcription regulatory region sequence-specific DNA binding. The transcript has 2 exons. NCBI's taxonomy places the organism in Eukaryota, Metazoa, Chordata, Lepidosauria, Squamata, Rhineuridae. Gene Ontology annotation, biological process: developmental process; regulation of transcription by RNA polymerase II. The record is from RefSeq and is a predicted model, not a curated record.